This is a messenger RNA of Salvia hispanica, 1032 nucleotides long. RefSeq names its product proteasome subunit beta type-4-like. Gene Ontology annotation, cellular component: proteasome core complex. Lineage: Eukaryota; Viridiplantae; Streptophyta; Magnoliopsida; Lamiales; Lamiaceae. The record is from RefSeq and is a predicted model, not a curated record.
UACAGAGCCCAUCAAAAUUAACCACAAGAAAAAGCGUACUGUUGGCUUGAGGAAAGGGAAACUCGAGUGCAGAAUUUUGAUUUACAGAAUAAAUUGUUUCUCAAAUCUCUCCAGCGUUCUCAAAUACUAUCGAUUACAAUGAUGCAUUUGGCCGAUUCAGCUCCAGUUACGAACAAUUUGCUCGCCUCGGAAGCCGAUUCUCAGAGAACUCUGUAUCCGUAUGUUACAGGGACCUCAGUGAUCGGGAUUAAGUACAAAGAUGGACUUCUCUUUGCCGCUGAUAUGGGAGGUUCAUAUGGGUCCACCCUUCGUUACAAGUCCGUGGAAAGACUAAAGUCGGUGGGGAAACAUUCUGUUAUUGGUGCUAGUGGCGAGAUCAGUGAUUUCCAGGAGAUCAUGCGGUAUCUUGAUGAGCUUAUCUUAUAUGAUAACAUGUGGGAUGAUGGAAAUUCCUUGGGUCCGAAAGAGGUGCAUAACUAUCUGACUAGGGUGAUGUAUAAUCGCCGCAAUAAGUUCAAUCCGCUAUGGAAUUCACUGGUACUUGGUGGUAUAAAAAACGGACAGAAGUAUCUUGGAACAGUUAGCAUGAUUGGAGUGAAUUAUGAGGACGACCAUGUUGCAACUGGGUUUGGAAACCACCUAGCUAGGCCGAUUCUUCGUGAUGAAUGGCACGAGGACAUGACUUAUGAAGAGGGUGUGAAGUUACUGGAGAAAUGCAUGCGGGUGCUUCUCUACCGUGACAGAUCAGCUGUCAACAAACUUCAGAUUGCAAAGAUCACAGACGAGGGCUUCACACUUUCUGAGCCAUACUCAUUGAAGACCUUCUGGGAUUUCAAUGCUUUCAAAAAUCCCACUCUUGGCGCUGAGGGUUCUUGGUAGUUUUAUCGAUUCUCAAAUAUAUUCUGCAGGUUUCGGUUGUAUUCGUAUCUUUACUUAAAACAGGGUUGAAUCUUUUCUGCUAUGCUGACAUAUACAUUUAGAAACGAAUUUGAUAAAUUUGUUAAACCAUGAAUCAUAUGCGUGCUUUAUCAA